UGAGAAGGAUUUGAACUUGCAACCGAGGCAGAGUGGAGGAGACUCCUAGUUGAUGACCGAGCAGACUGCGCUCCGAAGAGAGAGGAAAAGAGAGCGCUAUAACAGCUGGGACCAAAACAUCUGUGCGCUAAUCUACUCUUCUGGACCUUGUUCUGGGACUGGAACCCGGGCUCUUUGGAAACUAGAUCGAAUACUUACUUGAUGGAUAUCAGGACCCAGGGUUUUGUAGAGAUGUUGCAUCUCAGGCACCUGCUCUGUCUUGUGUUUCUCUGUCGUGCGUUCGCUGAACAAGAUCCAUCAUGGAGGAUGAAGGUAGAGAAGGCUGCCCCCGCUAGUGGCUCUCUGGCUGGCAGGGUGGUGCUACCAUGCCACUUCUCCAUCACCCCCACCACCCACAACCCUAGCACACAGGGCCCAGAGGACCAGCUGAGGAUCAAGUGGACAAAGCUGGAGGAAGAUGGGGAGCGUGUGGUGCUGGUGGCCCAGGGAGGAGUGAUCAAGGUGGAGCAGGAGUACAAGGGCAGGGUGUCAGUGCCCAACCACCCCCAGGCAUUAGGCGACGCCUCGCUGAUCGUUGCCAGCCUGAGGGCUAGCGAUGCUGGGCUGUACCGCUGCGAGGUCAUGCAUGAGAUGGAGGACACCCAGGAUACUGUUCAUCUCAAUGUCAGCGGUGUGGUGUUCCACUACAGGUCUGCUUCUAGCCGCUAUACCUUUUCCUUUCCCGGGGCCGUUGACGCGUGUCGCGCGGCCGGGGCAACCAUCGCUACGGCCGAACAGCUGACUGCCGCCUUCGAGGACGGACUGGACCAGUGUGACGCCGGCUGGAUGGCCGACCAGACAGUCAGAUACCCAAUCACGAAGCCCCGUCCUGGUUGCAUGGGCGAUAUGAUGCACAGGCCUGGGAUCAGGACGUAUGGGCUCAGAGACCCUAAAGAGACCUACGACGUCUACUGUUACGCAGACAAACUACACGGUGAGGUGUUCUAUGCUCCUAUCCGUUACAAGCUGACCCUUCGCCAGGCUAAGCGCGCGUGCGAGACGCAGGGGGCGGUGCUCGCCUCCCCUGGCAACCUGUUCGCCGCGUGGCGUGGAGGCCUGGAUCGCUGUGACUACGGCUGGCUGUCAGACGGGAGCGCCCGCUACCCCAUCUCGGUCCCCAGGCCCCAGUGUGGAGGAGGGCUGCUGGGGGUCCGGACUCUGUACCGAUUCCCCAACCAGACUGGCUUCCCCAAACCUAUUGACAGACAUGGAGCGUUCUGCUUCAAGGGUAAGGAACCAGAGAUCCCCCCUCCUGGACCUGUGACGACCACGGAUGCUCGCAGGACAGACACGGCCACAGACGAACCUCGCACUACCUACCACGCAGGCGGACCAAACCUUACAGGCUCAACUCCCGCAGACAGAGCUGACCGCACAGCUGCAGACAAACCACACCAAACAACUGGCCAAGACAGAAGUGAGCAUACAGGUGGACCACACGAUACCGCUUAUACAGGCACAGUCCGACAUUACACUGCCACUGACGGAACACACGCCGCCAAAGACGAGCAUCGCACCACUGACCGCGAGACGACAGGCAAAGACAGAACUACCCAGGAGGAGACAGAACGACAGACCAAAAGACAGACUUCUCUGUUGGUACCACUCAGUUCCCUGAGUACGAUGGGGAGGACUUUGUCCCACCUAACCAAGGUAGAGUCAUUGCCCCCCAUGGGUGAUCCCCUGCUCCCCCUGCAGCUGCCCCCUCUCCCCACCAUCCGCUCCCAGCCCACCCGCCCCCAACUAGACAUCAACCAGGGGGGAGACAAGGAAGAGGGGGAGGUUCAGACAGGCUCAGGCAGGGGGGAGAGCAGUGGGAGUGGGGAGGGGAGCAGUAGUGAUGGGGAGAGUGAGGGGGAUGACCGGGGAGUGAUGACUCCCACACAGGGCUUCACGGCAGACACAGGACUGGGGUCGGACCCCUCACGCCCAGGACAACCAGGGUACCCAGGACAUCCAAAGGGGUAUCCAGGGUUGGUCACCCCAGAGCACGGCCCCUCAGGUGGGGACAAAGUGACAGGACAGCAGCCUGCUGUGGUCUACAAGGAGGAGGAGGGCAAGAGCUCUAGAACAACAACCCACAGCCAACCAGGAGCCACGGAAUCAUACGGCAUGGACAAAUCGGUGGCUAUCCAUGAGGAGGCCUCGCCCACCAAACCACCAAUCCACCUCAUCAUCGUCGACGUGCACGACCGGAACCAAUCAGUGGACCACAUCCUGCAGAUUCUGGGACACCCUUUAGGGGGUAAUGGAGAUUUCCAGUCCCCUCUCAUCCCAGCCUUCCCAGUUACCCAGAGUGAGGCCAUUCGCGGCAGUGAGGACUCUGACGGCAUGCCUCCCAUCCCUUUUCCCCCAAUGCUCAGCUUCAUCAACGGGAAACACCAGCAGGAGGCUAGAGGAGACCAGUUUGAGAUGGCCACACCAGUCUAUGGUGAACUGGGAGGAGAGAUGGAGCAAGGAGAGGAGAAAAGCCCCACUCCCUUUGACUAUGACUCCAUCCAUACUGGAGAGACCAGCGAGUCCACUGCUACAGACACAGCCGGAGAUACAAACAGACACACAGCGAAAGACACGGACAGAGGCACAGGCAGAGACAGGAAAGGAAAGACUGAGAGCUCCAAUGGAACAACCCCUAAUUCCCAACACACUUCCCCAGUCUCUUCCCCAGUCUCAGCCUCAUCCUCUGGUUACCCCCAUACUUCCCCAGUCUCUUCCCCAGUCUCAGCCUCAUCCUCUGGUUACCCCCAUACUUCCCCAGAUGGCGUCUCGCCUGACGAGGACAUGGAAGGGUCAGGCGGCCGUACCCAGGAGGGCUCAGCAGAAGACACCCGACCCACCCCCGCCUCAGACAGCCAAUCAGGCGUGGUCACAGACGAGACGGAGAUUGGAGGGGCGGAGAGUAUCACACACGCCCCGUCUCAUACACACUCUGCUCACACUAAGGACUCAAACACUAUUGAUACUUACACCAAGGACACACACACUCCAUCACACGCACACUCUACUCGCACUAAGGACACAAACACUAUUGAUACUGACACCAAGGACACACACACUCCAUCACACGCACACUCUACUCGCACUAAGGACACAAACACUAUUGAUACUGACACCAAGGACACACACACUACAUCACAGACAGAGGCAGGAGACUUCGAGGGGUCUUCAUCGGCAGAAGAGGAAGGCUCGGCACAGGAGGUGUACCCACCUGAAGACACCAGAUACACUAGCCCCGGCGGUCCUGGAGCCAUCGAAGCUCCCCCGGUGGGGCCUGGGGUGGAGGGACAGGUGACUGUUACACCCAAACCAGAAGUCAGACCAGGAACCAUGCCAACCCAGGCAGGAGAGACUGUAGGAGACCACCGUGGACAUCACACAGACUCUUCUACACAGCACAGAGACCACUCCCGCCAACCUGCCACACAGGAGAAAGAUCUCUCCACUCAUACUAAAGCUCAGACCAGACACCCCUCUACAGAUGGGAAGGACCAAACCAAUCAGCAUAACACACACGAUAGCAAUCACUCCACAGACACUAAGGAUCGAUCCAUGUACCCCCCUACACAAACCACCCAGCGUCCAACACACGUUAGGGAUCCCACCAAGAACCAGACCACAUACCAUAAAGAUCACUCCACCCACACUAAGGACCAAACCAAACAGCCCUCUCACCCUAGAUUCCCCCCCACCCACCAUAAGAAUCAAACCAGUCACUCUACCACAGAUCAGAAGACCCCACAGCACCUGAACCAAACACACACACCCCCUGCAGACCCCUCCACUCCACCUCCCUCCCGCCCCAUCCCCGACUGGGCCCUGACCCCCCAGACCCCCCGGCCUGAGGGGGAGGAGUUUGUGGAUUAUGACCGGGUGAUUGGUCCUCCUCUGCUGGAGGCCGGCCCCCAUGCUCCUAAAGAACCUCAGACCACAUACCAACCUGAAACAGGAACUGACUACUACAUCGUGGACCAGACUGUUGAUGUCAGAGGACUGCAGCAGUGCACAGUGAAUGUGUGUUUGAACCAAGCGUCCUGCUACCAGAGAGGCAGAGCCAGCAUCUGUGUGUGUCCAACUGGAUACACUGGACAGCGCUGCGAGACAGGAGCCAGACCAGGAACAGGACCAGGAACCAUGCCAACCCAGGCAGGAGAGACUGUAGGAGACCACCCUGGACAUCACACAGACUCUUCUACACAGCACAGAGACCACUCCCGCCAACCUGCCACACAGGAGAAAGAUCUCUCCACUCAUACUAAAGCUCAGACCAGACACCCCUCUACAGAUGGGAAGGACCAAACCAAUCAGCAUAACACACACGAUAGCAAUCACUCCAUAGACACUAAGGAUCGAUCCAUGUACCCCCCUACACAAACCACCCAGCGUCCAACACACGUUAGGGAUCCCACCAAGAACCAGACCACAUACCAUAGAGAUCACUCCACCCACACUAAGGACCAAACCAAACAGCCCUCUCACCCUAGAUUCCCCCCCACCCACCAUAAGAACCAAACCAGUCACUCUACCACAGAUCAGAAGACCCCACAGCACCUGAACCAAACACACACACCCUCUGCACACCCCUCCACUCCACCUCCCUCCCGCCCCAUCCCCGACUGGGCCCUGACUCCCCAGACACCCCGGCCUGAGGGGGAGGAGUUUGUGGAUUAUGACCGGUUGAUUGGUCCUCCUCUGCUGGAGGCCGGCCCCCAUGCUCCUAAAGAACCUCAGUCCACAUACCAACCUGAAACAGGAUCUGACUACUACAUCGUGGACCAGACUGUCGAUGUCAGAGGACUGCAGCAGUGCACAGUGAAUGUGUGUUUGAACCAAGCGUCCUGCUACCAGAGAGGCAGAGCCAGCAUCUGUGUGUGUCCAACUGGAUACACUGGACAGCGCUGUGAGACAGAUGUUGAUGAAUGCCAGUCCAACCCAUGUCGUAAUGGAGCCACCUGUAUGGACGGAGUCAACUCCUUCACCUGUUUGUGUCUACCCAGCUACACAGGAGGGCUCUGUGAACAAGGAGCCAGACCAGGAACAAGACCAGGAACCAUGCCAACCCAGGCAGGAGAGACUGUAGGAGACCACCCUGGACAUCACACAGACUCUUCGACACAGCACAGAGACCACUCCCGCCAACCUGCCACACAGGAGAAAGAUCUCUCCACUCAUACUAAAGCUCAGACCAGACACCCCUCUACAGAUGGGAAGGACCAAACCAAUCAGCAUAACACACACGAUAGCAAUCACUCCACAGACACUAAGGAUCGAUCCAUGUACCCCCCUACACAAACCACCCAGCGUCCAACACACGUUAGGGAUCCCACCAAGAACCAGACCACAUACCAUAAAGAUCACUCCACACACACUAAGGACCAAACCAAACAGCCCUCUCACCCUAGAUUCCCCCCCACCCACCAUAAGAAUCAAACCAGUCACUCUACCACAGAUCAGAAGACCCCACAGCACCUGAACCAAACACACACACCCCCUGCAGACCCCUCCACUCCACCUCCCUCCCGCCCCAUCCCCGACUGGGCCCUGACCCCCCAGACCCCCCGGCCUGAGGGGGAGGAGUUUGUGGAUUAUGACCGGGUGAUUGGUCCUCCUCUGCUGGAGGCCGGCCCCCAUGCUCCUAAAGAACCUCAGACCACAUACCAACCUGAAACAGGAACUGACUACUACAUCGUGGACCAGACUGUCGAUGUCAGAGGACUGCAGCAGUGCACAGUGAAUGUGUGUUUGAACCAAGCGUCCUGCUACCAGAGAGGCAGAGCCAGCAUCUGUGUGUGUCCAACUGGAUACACUGGACAGCGCUGCGAGACAGAUGUUGAUGAAUGCCAGUCCAACCCAUGUCGUAAUGGAGCCACCUGUAUGGACGGAGUCAACUCCUUCACCUGUUUGUGUCUACCCAGCUACACAGGAGGGCUCUGUGAACAAGACACUGAGGUGUGUGAGUAUGGCUGGCAGAAGUUCCAGAGCCAGUGUUAUAAGCACAUCACCCACCGUCGCACCUGGGACACUGCCGAGAGGGAGUGCCGUCUCCACGGAGCCCACCUCGUCAGUGUCCUGUCACAGGAGGAGCAGCUGUAUGUCAAUGGUCUGGGCCAUGACUACCAGUGGAUCGGUCUAAACGACAAGAUGUUUGAGAGAGACUUCCGCUGGACUGACGGCAGCAUCAUGCAAUAUGAGCACUGGCGUCCCAACCAGCCAGACAGUUUCUUCCAGUCUGGAGAGGACUGUGUGGUGAUGAUCUGGCACGAGGGAGGACAGUGGAAUGACGUACCCUGCAACUACCACCUCACCUUCACCUGCAAGAAGGGCACAGUCUCUUGCGGCCAGCCACCAGUAGUGAAGGAUGCUCGUGUGUUUGGUUCUAUGAAGCCUCGUUAUGAGAUCAACACUCUGAUUCGUUACCACUGUAAAAACGGCUUCAUACAGAGAUACCCCCCCACCAUCCGCUGCCGUGACAACGGCCAAUGGGACAGCCCCAAGAUCACCUGCAUGAGCCCCGCUACCUACCAGAAGUCUUUCGCUUCCAGGAAACACACCGACAAUCACAGUCAUAACCAGAAUCAGUACAAUCACAAUAAUCACAACCAGUUCAACUAUCAAAACCAACAAUACAACAGCCAAAACAAUCAAGACCAACAGAAGACCAACAACUAAAAGCAAAAACAGCAGAGCGAGAGGAGACAUCAACACUAAUCUGAUCUCUGGUCAGUCCUUAAAAACGCAGAUACGGUUGCAAAAGGAACUUUCCCCACAUUUCUGGAUUUCUGGAAAAUGUGGGAAUUUCUGAGAAAAUGUACAGUUAUUCUGUAUCCCUAAUCCCAGAGCAACUCAGAUCAGAUCCAACGGGCUGGCUAGAACCCAUAGAUAUACAUAUAUAUAUGUGUAUAUAUAUGUGUGUGUAUGUAUAUGUAUGUCAAUUUGUUUGUCAAUUUAUCUGGAUAGGGAAAUGGGGUUAUUUCACAAAGUUUAGUCAUAAUCAGCAAGCUAACUCUGAUAAACUCUGAUAAAACACUUUUCUAGUUUAUAAACAGGUGUUAUGAACAUUGUUACAGAGAGGAUUGAGUCCAUUUGAAAUUCAACCAGGACAAAUUUAAGUUUCAGAAUAUUUAUUUCCGUUAGCUGGCUAACUCGAUUUUGACCUUGCUUCGUGAAAUCCAAAACCCAGAUCACUUCUAAUUCUUUCCACAAACGUGACACCACAGUGCCUUAAUGGUUAACACCGUGUCCAAUGUCCAUCUCCAGAACUGGAGAACUUGACCGCUUCUGCUCUAGAGAUGGACACUUCUCAAUCCAGCGCCUUCUAUAUUCCCAUGAAAGAGCCCAUUAAGUUAAAGGAACAUGAAUUGUUACAUUGUUUCCAAUAUUUGCAAUGUUUUUUUCCCCCCUUCUCUCGCUCUCUCACAGAACGUGAGACGAAGAGCCACUCGUUUAUCACAAUCUUCGGUUAGUCGCUUUAUUUGAAAAGUCACCAUGAAGUGGAAUCUGUCUCAUUAACGACUGUUGCCUGUAUGGUGCACGCAGCAGGACUCAUAUCAGGAACGAGCUCAAUCAGUUCCUUGUAGGAGAGGACGUGACGAGAGGUCCGUGUCAGACGGCGUCUGUGACAGGUCACCUGCGUCAGUGGCGCUCCAGCAUAUACAAACGCAUCCGCCGACGUCUUCUCCUUAAAGGCAAUGUUUUUUUUUAAAGGGAAUGGGCUUCGUACGCUUAACCAAUUUUGUUAUUGUUAUGUGUGCAAUGACACAUGGGAGAAGAGAGAGUGCAAUGACUGUCAGGUCUUGUAGGUGGGAAAAGUUAUGUAAGAAGCUGUGGCCGUUUAAUUUAUUGCAUAUUGUUACACCUAUACACGGCCUGUGAUACUGUUCAACUGAAGUGGCUAUUGUAAGGGUGACUUGUUUGGCUGUUUCCAGACAUCUGCCAUGCAUAGAAGGAAUCUUGUCUUACAUCAUGUGGCCUUCCCAUAUUCUGUUUAGUAAAGUUCUACGAUCCAGAUAUCUGAGCUGUGAUGGCGGGGAUGACUUGUACCUGCGAGUCACCACAAUCUGCUCUCAACAGAGGCGACUUUGAGAAGCAUUCCAAGGCACUUGAGCUAUGACCAUUUAUUCAGAAAUGCCACAAAUAAUGAUUCUUCCCCCGAGGACAGAAAGGACUGGGUGAAGAAACAGCACUGGAAGUUGGUAGCCUAGGGCCUCUGUUCUUCAGUUAGGAUUCUGGUUCGUGUGUCUUCUUUGCUUACUGCUUUCAUCCGUUCUGUCUUCUCUCCCUGUAUGUGUUCUACCAUAGUGUUUUAUCAUCCAAAUGAUGUGUGUUUCUACCCCAGAGAGCGUGGGGUAUGCUGUAUGGGGGGGGGGGGUUAUGUUCUUGUAUCUGUUGUGUAUGUCCCCCCAAAAACCCACUAAUACUGUACCUAUACACCAUCCUGUGCUCCCAUCUCACCUUGCGCUGACUGUGCAAUAAAAAUAAAUAGGAAUAAAGCGAUUUUACCCAG
This is a messenger RNA of Oncorhynchus nerka (sockeye salmon), 8539 nucleotides long. RefSeq names its product mucin-12-like. Lineage: Eukaryota; Metazoa; Chordata; Actinopteri; Salmoniformes; Salmonidae. Gene Ontology annotation, molecular function: calcium ion binding; hyaluronic acid binding. The record is from RefSeq and is a predicted model, not a curated record. Gene Ontology annotation, cellular component: synapse; perineuronal net. Gene Ontology annotation, biological process: central nervous system development; glial cell differentiation; skeletal system development.